Castor canadensis (American beaver) is the source of this 3746-nucleotide messenger RNA. NCBI's taxonomy places the organism in Eukaryota, Metazoa, Chordata, Mammalia, Rodentia, Castoridae. The record is from RefSeq and is a predicted model, not a curated record.
AAUUUCUUUACUUGAUAACUGCAUUUAACAUGGCCUAUCCAAUUUCUACCUGGAGAUUUAAGUUGUUUUGUGUGCCACCAAAUAUAACGGAUGACUACUUCCUCUUGUCUGCUGGAAUCUCAAAGAAUACUUCAAAUCUGAGUGGAGAUUAUGAGGCAGUUGCUGAAACUAAAUUUAAUUCAAGUGAUACCUAUAUUUCUAACUUACCCAAAGUGACUUUCCACUGUUGCUUUGAGAGUGAACAAGAUGUAAACUGUUCAGUCCAUGCAGACAACAUUGAAGAGAAGACAGCUGUUUCAACAGAAAAUUCUUUCAUUUUUCAACAACUAGGUGCAAACUGGAACAUACAGUGCUGGAUGAAAGGGGACAUGGAAUUAUUCAUCUGUUAUGUGGAGCCAUUAUUUAAGAAUCCUUUCAAGAAUUAUGACCUUAAAGUCCACCUUUUAUAUGUUCUGUCUGACGUGAUAGAUUUGCCUCUGACCCCCCAGAAAGACAGUUUUCAGACUGUCCAGUGCAACUGCAGUGUUCAGGAAUACUGCGACUGUCACGUGCCUGUAACAACAGUCAAACUCAACUACACUCUUCUUAUGUAUUUGAAAAUCACAUCUGGUGGAGUAAUUUUUCAGUCACCUCUAAUGUCAGUUCAGCCCAUAAAUGCUGUGAAGCCACAUCCACCAUCUGGUUUGCAUAUGGAAAUCACAGAUCAUGGUAAUUUAAGGAUUUCUUGGUGCAGCCCAACAUUGGCACCAUUUCCACUUCAAUAUCAAGUGAAAUAUUCAGAGAAUUCUACAGUUAGGAGGGAAGUUGAUGAGGUUGUCUCAGAUACAUCCCUGCUGGUAGACACUGUGCUUCCUGGGUCCUCAUAUGAAGUUCAGGUAAGGGCCAAGAAGCUGGAUGGCCCAGGAAUCUGGAGUGACUGGAGUACCCCUCAUGUCUUUACCACACCAGAUGUCAUAUAUUUUCCACCUAAAAUUCUGACAAGUGUUGGGUCUAACGUUUCUUUUCACUGCAUCUAUAAAAAUGAAAACAAGACCGUUUCCUCAGAAAAGAUUGUUUGGUGGAUGAACUUAGCUGAGAAAAUUCCUCAAAGGCAGUGUAACGUUAUAAGUGACCAUGUUAGCAGAGUCACUCUUUCCAACUUGAAAGCCACCAAACCACGAGGGAAGUUUACCUAUGAUGCAGUGUACUGCUGCAACGAACAUGAGUGCCACCAUCGUUAUGCUGAAUUAUAUGUGAUUGAUGUCAAUAUCAAUAUAUCAUGUGAAACUGAUGGGUACUUAACUAAAAUGACUUGCAGAUGGUCAGCCAAUACAAUCCAAUCACUUGUGGGAAGUUCUUUGCAGUUGAGAUAUCAUAGGAGCAGCCUUUAUUGUUCUGAUAGACCAUCUGUUCAAACCAUAUCUGAGCCCAAAGAUUGCCAUUUGCAGAAGGAUGGCUUUUAUGAAUGCAUUUUCCAGCCAAUCUUUCUGUUGUCUGGCUACACAAUGUGGAUUAGGAUCAACCACACUUUAGGUUCACUUGACUCUCCACCAACAUGUGUCCUCCCUGAUUCUGUAGUAAAACCACUGCCUCCAUCUAGUGUGAAAGCAGAAAUUACUGUAAACAUUGGAUUAUUGAAAAUAUCUUGGGAAAAGCCAGUCUUUCCAGAGAAUAAUCUUCAGUUCCAAAUUCGAUAUGGCUUAAAUGGAAAAGAAAUACAGUGGAAGGUGCAUGAGGUAUAUGACGCAAAAUCAAAAUCUGCCAGUGUCCCUGUGCCAGAUCUGUGUGCAGUCUAUGCAGCUCAGGUGCGCUGUAAGAGGUUAGAUGGUCUGGGAUACUGGAGCAAUUGGAGCAAUCCAGCCUACACAGUUGUCAUGGAUGUAAAAGUUCCAGUGAGAGGACCUGAAUUUUGGAGACUAAUUAAUGGAGAUAUUACUAAAAAAGAGAAAAAUAUCACCUUACUUUGGAAGCCCCUGAAGAAAAACGACUCAUUGUGCAGUGUGAGCAGAUAUGUGGUAAAGCAUUGCACAACCCACAAUGGAACAUGGUCAGAAGAUGUGGGAAAUGGCACCAAGUUCACUUUCCUGUGGACAGAGCAGGCACAUACAGUUUCAGUUGUGGCCAUCAAUUCCAUUGGUGCUUCCUUUGCAAAUUCUAACCUAACAUUCUCUUGGCCCAUGAGCAAAGUAAAUAUCGUGCAGUCACUCAGUGCUUAUCCUUUAAACAGCAGUUGUGUGAUUCUUUCCUGGAUGCUAUCACCCAGUGAUUACCAUCUAAUGUACCUUAUUGUUGAAUGGAAAAAUCUUAAUGAAGAUGAUGAAAUUAAAUGGCUUAGAAUCCCUUCAAAUGUUAAGAAGUAUUAUAUUCAUGAUCAUUUUAUUCCCAUUGAGAAGUAUCAGUUCAGUCUUUAUCCAAUAUUUAUGGAAGGAAUGGGAAAACCAAUGAUAAUUAAUGGUUUCACGCAAGAUAACAAUGAAAAACAGCAGAAUGAUGCAGGUCUAUAUGUAAUUGUGCCAAUAAUUAUUUCCUCUUGUGUCUUAUUGCUUGGAACGUUAUUAAUAUCACACCAAAGAAUGAAAAAGCUGUUUUGGGAAGAUGUUCCAAACCCUAAGAAUUGUUCCUGGGCACAAGGACUUAAUUUUCAGAAGCCUGAAACAUUUGAACAUCUUUUUACCAAGCAUUCAGGAUCAGUGACAUUUGUUCCUCUUCUUUUGGAGCCUGAAAGCAUUUCAGAAGAUAUCAGUGUUGAUACAUCUUGGAAAAAUAAAGAUGAGAUGGUGCCAGCAACUAUGGUCUCACUCCUUUUGACAACUCCAGAUCUUGAAAAGGGUUCUAUUUGUUUAAGUGACCAGUGUAACAGUGCUAACUUCUCUGAGGCUGAGUGCACAGAGGUAACCUGUGAGGACCAGAGCCAGAGACAGCCUUCUGUUAAGUAUGCAACACUGGUCAGCAGCAAUUCCAAAUCAAGUGAAACUGAUGACGAUGAGCUGGGGCUUAUCCAUAGUUCCGUCAGCAAGUGCUUUUCUAGCAAAAAUUCUCCAUUGAGAGAGUCUUUCUCUAACAGCUCAUGGGAGGUAGAGACCCAGGCACUUUUUCUUUUAUCAGAUCAGCAUCCCGACAUGAUUUCGCCACACCUCUCAUUCUCAGGAUUGGAUGAACUUUUGGAACUGGAAGGAAAUUUCCCUGCAGAAAACCAUAGUGAAAAGUCUGUCUACUAUUUAGGAAUCACCUCAAUCAAAAAAAGGGAGAGUGAUGUGUUUUUGACCGAUGAGUCAGGAGUAUUGUGCCCAUUCCCAGCUCAUUGUUUGCUCACUGACAUCAGAGUCCUCCAAGACAGCUGCUCACACUUUGUAGAAAAUCAUUUCAGCUUAGAAACUUCUGGUAAGAAGACUUUUGUAUCAUACAUGCCCCAAUUUCAGACUUGCUCCACUCAGUCUCAUAAGCUAAUGGAAAACAAGAUGUGUGACUUAACUGUGUAAGUUCACUCAAGAAACGUUCAGGUUUGCAUUCUAGUGGAUGAUACAAAGUGUAAUAUAUAUUCCUUUACAGGUGUGGAUGGGGGAGAGGAAAGAAAACUGUCAGAGUCUAGUGUGAUAAUGACUAUUCCCAAAUUAUUGAUGUUUGUCUGUUCUUUCUCAGUAAUAUAGACAAAAAAUGUGAGAAAGACUUCAUGAGCCUAGCAAUAUACAUGAAGGCUUUGAAUGUCUAUUCAUAAGCUAUGAUGGGAAAGUCUUGUUUUUAGUUAGAAAUAAGCCUAUCUUUUGUGA